Drosophila ficusphila is the source of this 366-nucleotide messenger RNA. RefSeq lists its product as uncharacterized. Lineage: Eukaryota; Metazoa; Arthropoda; Insecta; Diptera; Drosophilidae. The transcript is spliced from 2 exons. The coding region runs from base 1 to 366 and encodes 121 amino acids. The record is from RefSeq and is a predicted model, not a curated record.
AUGGCUGCCAAGAUUCUGCUGAGCCUUUUGCUCCUUUCUGUUGCCUCCGAGUUGGCUUUGGCAUGUGGCAAGAACCUCUGCCCGGUGGUUGAGAACCACAACAGACUCUGCCGGGGAAAGCUUCAGCACCAGUGCGUCUGCGAUUUCACCUGCUCCGAAUGGGAUAAACCCUGCAAUUGGGUCGUCAGCUGUGAAGCCGAGAUCGAGAACAUCAAUAUAUACCGCAGCAAGAAGAACAAGCUUCCUGUAAUAAGACUACCACACAAGAGCCAUCAGGAGUGUCUGGAAAUCAAUGUUAAGACGCACAAUCACACAAACUGUUGCAACUUGUUCUGUUCUCUUAAUAUAAGGGACGUGUGCUUCUAA